Notothenia coriiceps (black rockcod) is the source of this 1005-nucleotide messenger RNA. RefSeq names its product lymphocyte activation gene 3 protein-like. NCBI's taxonomy places the organism in Eukaryota, Metazoa, Chordata, Actinopteri, Perciformes, Nototheniidae. Gene Ontology annotation, cellular component: external side of plasma membrane; membrane raft. Gene Ontology annotation, molecular function: MHC class II protein binding; protein tyrosine kinase binding. The record is from RefSeq and is a predicted model, not a curated record. The annotation marks the transcript as partial. Gene Ontology annotation, biological process: T cell activation; interleukin-15-mediated signaling pathway; positive regulation of ERK1 and ERK2 cascade. The transcript is spliced from 4 exons.
ACUCUCACAGGAAUCAUCCACCCAUCCACAGACGGCACUAAGCUGUACGCUGCAGUGGGGUCUUCAGUCUCUCUCCCCUGUGUUUUCUCCUCCGGUCUGACCCCCUCUGAUCCGAUCUGGGAGAAACUGAAACCUGGAUUUCUUUUCAAACCUUCCUCCGGUCGCCUUCCUGCUUCUUUCUCUCUGUCCUCGUCCUCCUCUCAGCCUCUCAGCGAUAAAUCUGCCAGUCUGACAGAAGUCGAGGUUGGGGAUAAGGGUCGCUACAGAUGCUCUGGUGCUCUGGACGGACAGCAGCUGUCCCGAAAUAUGGAGCUAGUUGUUGCUAAAAUCAUCAGCAGCCCCCCGUCAAAGACCUCUGUGACGCUGACCUGCGAUCUGACGGACAGCAGCGAGGUCACCGACUACGAGUGGGUUCAACUGAUCUCUGACCUCAACGGCAGCCAAUCGGUUCAGUCCGUUCAGAAGGGAAUCUCUCUGAGUAUAAACACCGAGUCCGAGGAGAACCAGGGGGAAUGGGCCUGCCGGUUCUCCGGGAAACACGGCAUUCUGGGAAAUGUGACAUACCACAUCCACACGAUGAGCGGUCUGAGUGGACAUAAAUCUCCGGGGUCCUCUCAGAACACGGCUGUUGUGGUCGGCCUGGGCUUCCUGCUCCUUGUUCUGCUGCUGAUCCUGGCUCAGAUGUACAAGAACCACCGACGGAGGAAAAGGAUCUUUCAGUUUCCUGCGUUGGAGACAAUUGUUCACACCAACUCUAAUGAGCGGGAGGAGAGAGAAAGAAACCAAGAGAAGAAGUAAAGACACCUUGAAGCAGAGGAAGAUGAUCUCUCAGAGACUGACCUGAGAUCUGUCUUCAUGUCUGCAACAUGUUGGGAGAAUUUAGUUUGCACAAGUUUUGUAAAUACAGUAUUUUCAGAGCAGACGAUGUAGCAGUAUUUUUGUUGAUUUGAAAUGUAUCCUGUUGUUUCCAUGUAUGCAUAUUGAGAAAAGAAUGUUCUACAAAUA